GGCUUUUUUUUUUUUGGAAGGGGGAGAGAGCCGGCCAGCCAGGUGAGCUCCUCCAGGUGCCCACUGCCCGCCCCGCCUCUGUAUAGAUAUGCCGAUGUCGCCGCGGGCAGAGGCGGAGUCCGUAACCUCGCUUUCCCCUCUUCUCGAACCGCGCCUUCCUGAGCGUCUUAAAAACAGGUGGAAAUGAAAUAAUUUUGGGAUUUCCUCCAAUGUCUCCGACGAGCACCUCAGGCACGCAGCGGCGCCUGAAAGGAGGAAGGAAAGAAGAAGCCAGCAGCGACCGACGGCGACCCGUAGCAACUCGCCAUGGCCGAACCAAACCCGAAAAGGCUCAAGAGCGGCCUGCCCUUCUGCGCCGUCCACCGCCAGCAGGGCCGCCAGCCCGGCAACCCGGUGAAGCAGAACUUCCCGCCCGUGGUGGAGGAAGGCCUGUGCGGGGUCACCAGCGCCGUGCUCGAGGUCGCCUCCGUCUUCCAGAUGCUGGGAGAAAUCUUCAGUGAUUCCAAUAUGGCUUUACCAAAUGUCUCAAAAUUCUUCCUGGAUCAGGCCAAAGAAGAGAGAGAAGUAGCAGACGCUCUGGUACAAUACCAGCGUGUCAGGGGAAGCAUUUACUGCAGCAGAAUUAUCACGAAACCACCAAAUAUGUUAUUAAAUGGUGUGGCACCAGCUCUGGAAGUAGCCUUAGUACAGCUGAAGACAGUGACAAGCUAUUUUGAAGAGCUUUAUACCCUGAGUAUCAAGUACUCAGAUCCUUGCACUGCAAGCACGAUUAAGAAGCAAUUCCUCAGAUCCAAGAGCAAGAAGAUUAAGUUGAUGGGAGACCUUUUAAGCAACGCUCAUAGGCUUAGGAGCACUCAGGAUGGCAGAGGUGGCCUGGAGAACUAUCUGAUAGAAUGUUCGUUGAAAGAACUAAAGAUUGGCCCUGAUUCAGAAACUCACUGCGAUCUCUGUGUACCACUUCAGAGAUGUACAGGAGUUGCAAAACAGCUGCUUCUGUUGCAUCAGGAAUUUCCACAACACAGGAAUAAUGGAAGGUCAAAAUACCCAGAGCUAUAUUGCUUCCUUUAUCAACCUCGGUGGAAAGGUUUGUGUGAGGCAAAUCGAAGACAGGAGGAGAAAUGGCUUUAGAUUGUUCGGUAUCAUGAAGCAUCCCAAAAUUUCUCCAGCAUAAGUCUCUGUAUCUUGAUACAUUGAUUGUGAAAGCAGAGUCCCUAUAAACAAGGAAACUGUACAGUCACAGCUUGAUUAUAGCUCAUUAUUUUCUUGGUUAUACCACAUUUUUAAGGACAGUAUUUAAUAUAAUAAAAACAGUG
Pogona vitticeps (central bearded dragon) is the source of this 1313-nucleotide messenger RNA. RefSeq names its product ferritin light chain. Gene Ontology annotation, cellular component: cytoplasm. The record is from RefSeq and is a predicted model, not a curated record. Gene Ontology annotation, biological process: intracellular iron ion homeostasis; iron ion transport. Lineage: Eukaryota; Metazoa; Chordata; Lepidosauria; Squamata; Agamidae. Gene Ontology annotation, molecular function: ferrous iron binding; ferric iron binding.